This is a messenger RNA of Bemisia tabaci, 1561 nucleotides long. Lineage: Eukaryota; Metazoa; Arthropoda; Insecta; Hemiptera; Aleyrodidae. The record is from RefSeq and is a predicted model, not a curated record.
AUAUUGUCAAUCAGUUCUAAAGAGGCUUUGGAUCCUUCAAACAGUACAGUAAAAUCUCGUGAUACUUUUGAUACUAAAAAUCCUAGAAGCAAAUUUCCUGUAAAAAAUGGGUGUCAUAUGUCUUUUGCUGAAAGCGAUUUUGGUGAGCGUGGAGUAACAGUGGCCCACGACCCGAAGCGUGCGAUUUCUGAAGAAACCGAAAAUUCUUUUAAGAAUGAUUGCAAGAAAGCAAGUAGAUACAAGAUAGAGAGUAAUUUUAGUAAUAAGGAAGUGAUUUUGGACAAAUCGGGUUAUGAUUUUUCAGAUUCAAAUAAUGUGGAUCAUGAACCUAUUUACAUAAGGAGUGUUAUUUUUGCACAAGAUAAUAACGUUGAGCAAGAGGUUCAUUCCUUGCCUGAUUUUAAUGAUACGAAUUUUGGGUCUAAUGCAUCUUUGAGCAGUGUUUCAGAUAGUUCUGAGAAAAUUGGCUUAAACAAAGGAAGUGUCGAGCCCGUUAGGGAGCGUGGAGAUCCCGACACGUUCAAGAUUUGCAAAUCUGAAGAGAGCCCAGCCGCAUGUGAAACUCAGGAUGGGGAUUUUCACAACAUACAAAUAUUCCCUACGGAAUUCGUAAGUUCUAUUGAAGAAAAUGGUAAAUAUGAUCAUUUUGAUCAGCAAGAAACUAGAAUAGAGGCAUCAAAACUCGAACACGAGUUCAAAAUUUUCACGGUAACAAGCGAUGAACUUGAACUUACGCGUGGUUAACGCGUUUCAGGUAAACAAGGUGAGCGCAGAGAUUUUCAAAACAUUGACGCCGCCAGUCGCGAAGUUUACAAAUUCAAGAAAAGGAGUGAGGAAAAGCGAGGCUGCAUUACUACGAAUUACACGGAUGAUGCCAAAUCGGAGUUCAAUAAGAAAGUCGGUUCGAAAAUUAAUGAUUAUUUUAAUGGAUCCAAGAUGGAUCAUGAUUUUUCUUGGAGGAGAUUGCCUCCCAAGAAUUGGAGAUUUAAGAGGAAAUUCGAUCCUAAGGGAUAGUAUCAAUCCAGAAUUUUUGGUAUCAAAACGUGUGACUUUCUUAUCCUAAUGACGAUGUUUUAUUUUUUUACAGAAUACGGUAAUAUAUUCUUUGAUUUUCAGAUUUUUUUUUGUUGGUUUAAAUUUUACUCUUCUUAACGGACUUUUCCGAAGGUCGGUGAAUCAAGAAUUAUACAUAAAAAAAAUGGACCAUUUGUUUACUGGAAAGUCCAUCUAAAAAAAAGAAGAGGUUGCAAAAGUAAGCUUUUAAGAGGAUAGCUUCAACAUUCCUUGAUCGUCUUAUGUUUGGAGAAAAGAUGAAUAUUUUUUUUUCUCCUGGAAAAUGUUAUUCGUUUUAGCUCCGUCUCUUUUCCUCCUAUCUUUCACGGUCCUCUUCGGUUUAUUCAGAAUGCAUGCACGUACUUGAGUUUCAUUUUUACUUAUUUUUAUUACUCUUGACUUUUUCAUGCUUUUUGUACAUGCUUAAUAUGUUUGUUGUGUAUGUGUUGCAUGUGCCGGUACAUAUAUGUUGCAUUGCACGAUUUCUGUAAUUGCGCGAUCAAGAUGG